Messenger RNA from Asterias rubens (European starfish), 1752 nucleotides. RefSeq lists its product as uncharacterized. The transcript is spliced from 2 exons. Bases 22 to 537 code for a protein of 171 amino acids. Lineage: Eukaryota; Metazoa; Echinodermata; Asteroidea; Forcipulatida; Asteriidae. The record is from RefSeq and is a predicted model, not a curated record.
GCUGCUGGUGGAUGUGCAACGAUGGAGGACACAUCAACCAAGGCCAAACGCAUCAAGAAGAAACCAGUUUUGAUGGCAGACUUCACAACCAUUCAAGAUGAUGAAGAAGCCAUGGACCUUGAUGAGGAAGAUGGUGAGGAUACUGGGCAGCCUCAACCGACAAAGGCCAAGAACAUAACAAAGACUACUCUCAAAGGGAAGUCUACAUUGGGGGUGAAGACAAAGAAGACAGACACAACAAAGAGUACAACAAAAGCAGCAAAGCUUCAGACGACGCUGGACAAGUUGGCUGUUCAGAAAGCUUUGUGCAAGGAAAUGCUCACCGUUAAGCCACCAGUUGCUGAGAUGAACCCUGGUUCGAGCAUGGGGGAAGAAGGGGUAAUUUUAAAUCUGAAACGGCAGCUGGCAGAAAGGGAUAGUAAAAUCAGCCAGUUAAAGGACCAGCUUAAGCAACAAGAUGAGGAAAUUCUCCUGUUGCGCCAAAGAUCUGUGUCAGACCUUCCCUUCAGUGUUGGUAAGAAUUUUGUUUCCUUGUAAUGAAACCAAAUGCCCAUUGCACAGGUCUAAGAUUUCUUAUUAACAUUUUGGGAUUUUAAAGAAAUUGGAAGUUGGUGUCGUAUUUCUGAUGAUGGACAGCAUCUGUAAACCCACUGAAUUAAAACAUCUAGGAGAUUAAUUUUUUAGCGCAUUGAUGAAGGCGCAUUACGCCGCGCCAAAGUUGAAUACAACACGCCCAUGUUUCAAAACCGCCAAGCGGCCGGAUGUAUGCUUUUGUGCAAUAUCUCAUUUGAAAGUUCAGAACUUUGGUAAUCCUACCAAAAUAGCAAUUUAACAUUUUGAUUCAUUUUGAAGGUAAAAUCAGCUUGAGCACGGACAAUGCAUCUUUGAAUUCAUAUAUUAAAUACCUGAUGUUUUGUUUUAGCUAUCACCCCCCAAAAAAUCAAGCUAAUGCAAGAGGUAACCUCAGUUCUCCAAUCGUGUCAAUCCACAAGGCCAGCGCCAUCCAAAAGCCUGCCAGCAGCCCAACCCACAAGCCAGCCACCAAAGGCCACUUUGACAUCCACCUUGCCGUCCCCCUUGCCAUCCACCAGCAGUCAGCCACCAAAACAAGUGUUUCAAACGAAACUCCAGCUUCCAACAGCAACGACCACCGGCCAAGACAUUCAUACAGCUCCACCAACUGAAGACACCUCUAUGACCCCAACAUCUGAUGAGGUAAGUGAAUCUUACUAUGAACAGCCCCAUGCCUUUUACCCUCUAUUAUUUUGUUUUUGAUUAUAAUUUAAGAUGUCUACUAUUAAAGGGAGGCUUUAUCAUUAGUUUUCUUUUUGGAAGAUUAAAUUCAUUACACACACAUCACAAAACGAUACUUUUGUAGUAACUUGGAAGUAAUUAUUGUUUUCAUUUCUUCAAUUGAUGUAACCUCCCUUUAGUUCAUUUUAUGAUGUGAAGCCACUGCAUUUACACUUUUACAAACCAUACCUUAUGUAAUCUGUAUCACAAAAAGCCUAACAAGAUCACACUUCUACACAAUCUGUCAUUAUUCAAAAAGAACCUUGGCAAAAAGAUUUCCUGUGGGUUUCUUGGCCAAGCAGGCACCAUUUGCACAUGAAAUGACUGGUUGCCGUCUGUCCAAAAUUGUGCUUUACCCAUCCACUGUGAACAAUAGACAAAUCGCUGUCAAUCAUAUCUUUACUUAUUGAGCGUGUCUAUUGCAACUUCUUCUUUUUUUCCACAGACAGUAACCCCAUU